Carica papaya (papaya) is the source of this 1598-nucleotide messenger RNA. Its product is annotated as polyamine-modulated factor 1-binding protein. The record is from RefSeq and is a predicted model, not a curated record. Gene Ontology annotation, biological process: response to red or far red light; negative gravitropism. Lineage: Eukaryota; Viridiplantae; Streptophyta; Magnoliopsida; Brassicales; Caricaceae.
CUCUGAUUUCAUAGUAGGGUUUUUUGUUAGCUCAGAUCGGUUAAUUCACUUCUUCAGAUUUCCUAUUUGCUUUCUUUGUGUACUCUUAUAAUGGCCGUUAGUUGUUGCUUGUUUGCCUAGAAAAUUUUUGAAGUUUCUGCUCUUUAGUAGCUUUUUACCCUAUUAGGGUUGUGAGCAUUUGCUGAUAAUUCCAUGAUAAUGCAAGGAAAGGGUAUGGCAGCUGAACAAGAUGUUGACUUCUCAACUUUGAAGUCUCAGCUGAGUGAAACUCAUGAGAUGUGGAAGCAGGAGAUGGAAAGACGUGAGUCCGAAGUGGACGUAUUACAGGCCAAACUUAUGGAAGUUAAGGUUUGUAUUCAGGGGUCUGAAGAAGAUGCAAAGAAGGAGCUGGAGGUUCUUUGGCGUAGAGUCAAAACAACUGCUACCUUGUUGACCUACUUGAAAUCAAAAGCAAGGAUCAUGGCCAUCCCUGAUUUGGCCCAUUUAUCGUGUGGUGUCAAACAACUAGAUGGAGUGGGGCUUGUUGAUCGAAAUGGUACCCCACUGUCUGCAUGGUCUAAGAGUGUUGAUCUUUCAUCAUUUGAUAGUCAAGAUGAAGAUGCAUGGAUUGGAAUUGAUAAACAGCGAGGCCCACUGGAUGAACAUGAUGGAGCUUAUCUUGGUGAAAUUCUUAGGUCUGUACAGAUGGUCACAGAUGUGAUGGAAGUUCUUGUUAAGCGUGUCAUAAUGGCUGAGUCAGAAACUGCAAUUGAGAAGGAUAAGGUAUCUUUAGGCCAGGAAGAAAUUAAAAGGAAAGCAAUCCAAAUUGAGAAUAUGUCUCUAAAGUUAGAGGAGAUGGAACGAUUUGCUUCAGGAACAAACAGUAUUCUCAAUGAAAUGAGGCAGAGAGUUGAGGAUUUGGUGGAAGAAACAUCUAGACUGAGACAAAGAGCUGCAGAAAAUGAACAGGAGCUUUGUCGUGUGAAGAGAGAUUUUGAGUCUCUGAAAUCCUAUGUUAGUGGUCUCAUUAGUGUAAGAGAAACACUUCUUUCAUCAGAGAAGCAAUUCCAAACAAUUGAGAGGCUCUUUGAACGCAGGUUAGUUGCAAAGACAACACAAUUGGAGGGUGAGAAAAUGCAGAAAGAGGCAGAAGUCCAGAAACUCAUGGAAGAGAACGUAAGGUUGACGACCCUUCUUGACAAGAAAGAAGCGCAACUUCUGGCCAUGAAUGAACAAUGCAAAGUAAUGGCCUUGAGUGCUUCGAACAUCUGAGUUGCUGGUCUUCUCUUUUUUUUUUUUUUUCAACCACCUCUUCCUUACUUGCCAGAUUCUUGCAUUCUUCUAUCCCCACUUGCUGAAAUGCAAGAGGAAAGUUGGGAGAACCUGCACGGUGCUGGAUUAGAAAGUUUGUUUCAUAUUCCCCGUUUGAAAAUGUAACAAUGUGAUGAGCUCUGUGAAUGGACUCUUAUUAGAUUCUUCUUGCUUGAGAUAUUAGGAACAAUACAAGAAAGUCGUCACUGUAAAUUAUUGAGAUCUAGAUUUCUGGAGUGAUUUACCUUCAAAAAUUGGUUGGUCUCCGUCUGGGCUGCGAUUCUAGUCCAUGAACUACAGGAAAACGG